Dalotia coriaria is the source of this 2128-nucleotide messenger RNA. RefSeq names its product prohormone-2. The record is from RefSeq and is a predicted model, not a curated record. The transcript is spliced from 4 exons. The coding region runs from base 557 to 1660 and encodes 367 amino acids. Lineage: Eukaryota; Metazoa; Arthropoda; Insecta; Coleoptera; Staphylinidae.
UGCGCCGUGAAAAACACUUACAAUUACCCGUUGAAUAUUCAACAGGACAAAAUGUAAUUACCAUAAAAUGCGCGUCCCGUUUAGUCGAGGGCGAGCCAUACGGAAAGAUCGAUACGGGCUCUCUAACAUGAAGGUAGAAACGACAAAAUAAUAAAAAAAAACACAGCGUACAUUCGAGCCUGCUAGACAUUGAAACGUGGAAAGCGAUCGGCAUCCUUCCAAGAAAUGUAAAUUUCGUUUGCACUGAGGGAGAUUUACUGCGCGCCACGUACUCGAAAACGUGAGAGAGGCGCCGUAAGUGCAUGUCACCCUAAUUUUCGUCUCCUAGGCGUCCAUUUAGUCUCGCAACAUGAGACCUGCACAUAUACCGGAUGUGCGCAAUCAAUAUGCUUGAAUUUAAUUUCGUUUCAGAUGAUUACCUUCCGUCGUUCCAGGUUUGAUAUCAAUCGAAAUCUUAUAAUAAUGAAAUUAUGUGAUAGGAUGAGGAGGCGGGCUUGGGCGAAGGUCGUAGGUUGCGCAUUGGGAUGUUUCUGGGGACGUAGCACGGCACGAUUGUAUGGUUACACCCGAGCGGGAGCGGCGGGACACAUUACUCGGGGGCGGUCGCGCGUCGCUCCGUCAGUCCACUGGAAGGCAACGCACGAGCAACAUGUCGCGGCACAUUCACGUCGGGAAAUCGUUCACGAUUUUCCUGUCGCUCAUCCUGGCGACCCUUGCACUCCCAACGUCAGUUCUUCAAGAUCUCAUGGCGAAUGAUGUCACCAAUAAAAAAGUGAAGCGCGCUCAAACCAUGCCCGCUGUCGAGAAACCUUUGGAAUCUCAGAAGGAGUAUUUUUAUCCCACAGCGAUCAAACGUGGCGGCGGCGGCUUGAAGACGAACCAGCUCCCGCUGCUUACCGAAUGGGAUCAACAGCGUUAUAGGGAGCAGGCGGCCGCUGAGGACCUGCCAGUAUCGCUGUACUCCCCGUUGGAUGAGCUGGACGACAAAUCGGUCUCCGACUACGAGAAGGGAUAUCGUUAUGCGACCAACCGAGAUAAGUUGGACGAGGCGCUCGAGAACGCCAUCCUCAAGUCUGAACUGUACGGAGAACCAACAGCGCUCAAUCAAUAUCGAUACUACGAGGACGACGAUCGUAAACGGAAGCGGCGAAACGCCAGUACGACGGCGAAGAAGGCGGCAGCGCGCACGCAACAAGCCCGAAGAAUAACGAAUCGAUUGAAGCGUGAAACUGAUCUUUCGCCUGAGGACAUCCUUGCAAUUCUUACACUUUGGGAGAAUGAACGUCUGAGCGGUCUCAACACCCAGAACCGUCGUCCCUGGCAACCAAACUACGAAAGUGACUACUCCGACUUCUCGCAGGACUCUGAUGAGGAUUGGCUGGACGCCCCCGUUUACCCGCAUGCUUCUGAUGAACACAUGACUCCUCCAUCGCCGAAUUAUUACUAUGACGUCGCUCCACAGUACGCCGAGAAGCGUGGCCGCUGGGGAGGAUUCACUGAGAAUCGAAGGAAGCGGUUCAUGGUCGCCAAGAAACGCGCUGAUCCCACUCGCGAAUUGCGCUAUUUGAACGGGCCAUCCCGAAAUGACUACUACGCGCUCAGCGAGUUUCUUGCGAAUCAACGCGACGCUGCGGACGGUCCUCUCUAUCAGCGCUAUUAAUUCUGAACUGGGGCUGGUAACUUGAUGCACUAUCUGAAAUAAAGCUUCAAGCUGAACGCAUCAGGCAUACCCCUAACUAAUAGAUGUGUACAAUAUAUCGAUGUAAAGUCAGAUUUCUCUACCUUUGCAACUGGGUCGUGGUAUAGAUGUUACUUCAUACGUACGAUCCCCAUUGGCCUUAUAUUUUCGGAAGAAAUAUUCUCCAGGUUAUCAUAGAAAUAUUUUGAUGUAGAAUAUCACCAAUAUCCAGAGGAAAUAUCAAACAUCCACUUGCAAAGUUAGAUAAUCCUUUGACAUAGUAAGUAUAUUUUUGAAUCGAUUUAAUGACGUGUACUAACAUCAACGCAACUUAUAUAUCUCUAUCAAUCAGUCAGUAUAAUAAUGUUAUAAACAUAAAGAUAUAAAAAUAUGGAUGUUAUUUAAUGUUGAAUACUGUAAUCUACAAGGUAAUUAUAAUUAUUAAUCUAA